Molecule: messenger RNA, 1015 nt
Organism: Populus nigra (black poplar)
Lineage: Eukaryota; Viridiplantae; Streptophyta; Magnoliopsida; Malpighiales; Salicaceae
Product: CASP-like protein 4B1
Exons: 3
Coding region: 85-669 (194 amino acids)
Source: RefSeq, a predicted model, not a curated record
UCCUUCCCUGCUUGUCUUAAUAAAAUCUUGUUUCUUAUUUUCACGUUGUUCUGUUUUCUUGAAAUUUAAGACAUCAAGCUGAAGAUGUCAAAUUCAGAGCAUACACCACCGAAGAAGGACGUAGAAUCGCCGGCGAAUGACAAUACAACACCGGCGGCGGAGACAGGAACGGGGUUUGGUGUGGCGCCGAUUACAAGGAGAUGGAGAAGAGAGGACAUGUUAAAGAGAGGGUCAUUAGCAUUGAGAGGAUUGGCUUUGUUAUUUUCUUUGCUUGCUUUUAUCAUCAUGGCCAGUAACAAACAUGGAGAUUGGAAGGAUUUUGAUAAAUAUGAAGAGUACAGGUAUUUGUUGGCAAUAGCAAUACUUUCGACUUUUUAUACGGCCGGGCAAGUGUUAAGACAUGUUCAAGAGCUUUCGACUGGGAAACAAAUGUUAGAAAAGAGGACUUCUGCCAUGGUUGAUUUCUUUGGGGAUCAGAUUGUGGCCUACCUGUUGGUAUCUUCAGCUUCUUCAGCAGUUCCCUUGACAAACAGGAUGAGAGAAGGAGCGGAUAACAUAUUUACUGAUUCCUCAGCAGCAGCCAUUAGUAUGGGGUUCUUCGCGUUCAUAACAUUGGCAUUAUCAGCUCUUAUUUCAGGAUAUAAACUAUCAACUCAAUCUUACAUUUAAAUUUCUGUCUUUCGGUGAGUCUAAGUAGUUGCUGUCUUGUACCCAACCGGGACAUUAAAAUGGUUGGUUAGGACCUACACGACAAUUGGGGUGACUUUGGUUCAUCAACAACUGCGUGGAGCCACUCUCCUAGCACGACGCCCUUGCUCUCGGGUUAUGAGCAGCACAACAGUGACUCUACUUCUGGUGUGUGAUUCUUUGUAUAUGUUGAUUGUUUCAUCUGUCAUCCACUUAAUAUACUGUACACAAAUUUCCGUGUUGAAUAGAAAGCACUGUGCACAAAAGCCCUUGCUUUGACUGCAAUUUGGCAUUGAAUAUAUUCAAAACAAGAGAGGAAUCUGUCAAA